Messenger RNA from Theileria orientalis strain Shintoku, 1827 nucleotides. RefSeq lists its product as uncharacterized. The transcript is spliced from 5 exons. Gene Ontology annotation, molecular function: peptidyl-prolyl cis-trans isomerase activity. The record is from RefSeq and is a predicted model, not a curated record. The coding region runs from base 1 to 1827 and encodes 608 amino acids. Lineage: Eukaryota; Apicomplexa; Aconoidasida; Piroplasmida; Theileriidae.
AUGAUUAAAUUUUAUAUCAAUUUAACAUUUAUCGCAUCUAUAAUAUAUUUUUCAUCGCUAUAUGUUUCUCAUUGUUACUUAUACCACAGAAGGUUGGUCAAUUGUCGGCACACAUGUUUACGGAAUUCUUCCGAAGUUCCCAAGAAGAUUGUUCCAGUGGACGAGGAGAUUUUGAAAAGGCUCACGGAGCGUCACAAAGAUGAGAUUUACAGAUAUUUGGACCCUCUCGGGUCUCAACCAGUGGAACAGGUUUCCGAGAAGGAGCUUGAAGAAACUUUUGGAAAGCCCCUAACACCGAAGAAUUUGGCUGAAAGGGAAAGGAAACUCAGGCGCGUUAAUCCUUAUAAUCUGCCGGAUGUUGGACCUACUGACAAGUUACCUUACUUUGUGAAUUUGGAAUUCGUCUCGGAAAGUCAUACAAACUUUGAAACUUAUGAUGAACAGGAUAUCGAUUCAAGUGUUGACCAUGGACCUGGCGUGUCUGAUACAAGUACAAAUAGCAUUCAGAACGUCUUAGAAAAUAAUAAAAAUGACGAAUCGGUUUCGACUGAAAGUAUAGAUGAUAUAAAUAGGAAGGAUGGACCUGAUACGAAAGUCAUUGACAGUGUGCCGAACACCAUCAUUUCUGGUAUUCCCGUGGAUUAUAAUUCUAAGGACCCUCUGAAACCGUUUUUUGACAGGAUGGAGGUCCAUCCUGACCCGGGAAUAGAGUACGGUCCCAAAUGGUACCUCCCUGACAAGAAGAGUCAGCUGACUCCUGUGGAGUACGAGGACGGCUGGUCCAUACUGCCAUGCGGAAAGGUUUACAAGCACAUCUUGCAACCAAGUAUGCUGGACGGCAAGGACAAGGAGCCGCCAGCUGAUUUCAGCUCAGUGACCUUCAAGUUUAAGGUAAUGGAGGCGAAGAGCAACUCCAAGAUCAUUGAGACUGAGGACGCUGGCGCCCCGAUGGUCACCACGUACAUGAAGGAGCUCAGCCCCGUUAUGCAAAAGUGCCUAAAGGCCAUGAACACCGGGGAGCAGGCCGAGUUCAUCUUUCACCUGUCGCAGCUGAACCCCGACAACGUGGUUUGCGAGCAGUUUGCCGGCGUAACCUGGGUGCGCAUGUGGAUCAACCUCUGGGAGUCGCACGACCCUAACUCGAGGUGGUGGGGACUUGGCCCGGACGACGCUCACCUGUACCCCUCGAAACGCGAAACGGGGACUUCCAGCCGUGAGGCGCUGGAGAAGAGGACCGACGAGAUCACGGAGCAGAUCGAGAGUGAGAUGUGCGCCAAUCCGGCUUCGCCGCUGUGGGAGGACGUUCUGGAGAAGAUGAGCAGCAGCGAGAAGGAGUCGUACGUCAAGCACUUCGACAAGCAGCUCGAGAGGACAGAGCGCAUGAAGUACUCCGAGUUCACGGGGUCGCGUGCUUUUGGGGAGAAGAUUAAAAGCACCGGGCAGGUUGGUGGCUACGACGUGGGCCACCAGGUGGGCGGCGUUUCCAAGUUUAUCACCUGGCGGGAGACUCCAUUCAUGAUGUACGUGGCCGUUUCCGUCGUUGAAGGCGUCAGGGCUGAACAUGUUAAGGUGGACCUGACCUCCAGGCACCUCCUGCUCUCCAUCGGCAACAACACUAUCAUCGAUGACGACUUGACUGGCUCUGUCGAUUUGGACACCACCUCCGUGUGGGCCAUGAGUGACGCCGUAAGUUUCCCUGUUUUCAUCCCACGCAGGCCCUCCAACAUGCUCCCCUCGGCCAUUCCGACCCUCGGCUUAAUCAGCCCACUAUCGACUUGGGCAAGAAGGACGACUAUGACAGGGUCACUAAGCGGCCCUCAGUUCUAA